AUUUGAGGGUCAGAUGGCUGGACAACACUUAUGAUGCCCUGUGGUGGGUAAAUCUGAGGCGAAGAAGCCUGAGACUGUCAUUCAUUCUGCCCAGUUUGAUGCAGUGGUUCUAGACAGCUUGCUAGGAAAAUUUGUUUUUUUACGGCUUUCUUCUGGAAGACUUAACAUUUUUUUGGUAACCUAAAUGGGUACAAACGGCAGCUACCUUUUUUGUUUUUGACUUUUUGUACUGUCUACUUUGAAUGGACUAGAAGUUGCCUCAUAAAGUUAAGAAAGCUGCCGUGUCACCACAGAGGCCUGAACCCUGUACAGAAAACGCAAUGUCCUAUACAUCCAAACUCCCUGCGUCCUGGAAUGAUAAACCCCCUCCUCGGAAAGUGGAAAUUGACCUGAGCUCACCUGGUUUAGCAGUGUUUGAGUUGGAAAGACUCUUGUUUACUGGCAAAGCCAUCAUCAGCCAUGCAGAUGAAGUGUGGCCAAGGCUUUACAUUGGUGACCAACACAGUGCAGAGAACCGGGCUGACCUAUCCAUGCAUCGAGUCACUCACAUACUGAACGCAGCUCACAGUAAACGCAGAGGACAGCCAGACAUCUACGAGGGCAUGAAGAUCACCUACAUGGGCAUAGAGGCUCGUGACUCCUGUGGCUUUGACAUGAGCGUCAACUUCCAGGCAGCAGCAGACUUUAUCCACAGGGCUCUCAGCAGAGGAGGCAAAGUGUUGGUGCAUUGCCAGGUAGGAGUGAGUCGUUCCGCCACCCUGGUCCUGGCUUACCUGAUGCUGAAGCAGAACCUGACCCUCGUGGAGGCUAUUUGUGUUGUGAAAGACAACCGGGGUGUUAUCCCUAAUCGGGGUUUCCUCCGACAGCUCAUCAAACUGGAUGGCCAGCUCUUUGGCCCACACUGAUCCCAUGCCUGAUAGCAUUACCGAUCAGCUUUCAGGAGUCCGGAACAUAAGGAAAAAUAUGAUAAAGAUAACUCACACAACAAGUAUACUCCAUAAUGUUAAAACAAAUGAGAUGCAGUGAUUUCAUUAUACAGUUGCAUAUAUCUUUUUUACUUUUAGUACUACUGACAUUAUUUUUGAAAAGGGACUUACUUACAGCACCUGAUCCUGUCCUGGAUCAUGUUUUAAUUGCCAUGAAGAAGUUUUACAUUAAAGAAUAUGAAUCUGGUGCA
Molecule: messenger RNA, 1177 nt
Organism: Siniperca chuatsi (mandarin fish)
Lineage: Eukaryota; Metazoa; Chordata; Actinopteri; Centrarchiformes; Sinipercidae
Product: dual specificity protein phosphatase 26-like
Exons: 3
Coding region: 321-905 (194 amino acids)
Biological process (GO): negative regulation of MAPK cascade; protein dephosphorylation
Cellular component (GO): cytoplasm
Molecular function (GO): MAP kinase phosphatase activity; protein tyrosine/serine/threonine phosphatase activity
Source: RefSeq, a predicted model, not a curated record